This is a messenger RNA of Closterium sp. Naga37s-1, 822 nucleotides long. NCBI's taxonomy places the organism in Eukaryota, Viridiplantae, Streptophyta, Zygnematophyceae, Desmidiales, Closteriaceae. The record is from the annotation of a GenBank genome assembly.
GGAUGCAAAGCAAUUAUCUGAAGUGGAUCCUCCCCCCAGUGGCGCCAUACCUGCAUCCAUCACUAAUCUUGCCACUCUGCAAUACCUCGAUCUGACCUACAUUGACCUGGUGGGGUCCAUUCCAUCCCUCGCUACUCUCACCCGCCUCACCCACCUAGCUAUAGGAGUGGCGGGCAGCAGGCUGACUGGCAGUUUGGACGGACUGGCCUGGCUCUCAUCCCUCACCAACCUGCAAACAUUGAGUCUGGAAUACUUGGAGGCAUUCACAGGGGAAUUGUCCUCCCUGCACAUUCUUUCUCACAUGAGAAACCUUCAACAGCUGACACUCACUUCGCUCACCAAUGCCACAGGGGAGAUACCCAGGGAGAUCCGAUAUUUGACUGCCCUCACUUCACUAGACUUAUCUUUCCUUCGUGCCUUGGAGUUUCCCGAGUGGGUCACUCAUCUCUCCAACCUUCAGUACCUGAGCGUGGAGACGGAUGAUCCACGCCGGCAGGGGGUGGUGCUGGAAGACAUGUCUGAGCUCACCGCACUCACCAGCCUGUCCUUCAGUGGAAACAACCUGGAGGGCCACCUGCCAAAGAGCUGGUCCACUCUGGUCAAUCUGCAAGAGCUAUAUCUAAGUACUAACCACCUCCGAGGAUCCAUUCCCGCAACAUACUCAGCCCUAACGGCCCUCGUUUCAGUAGACCUUUCGUGGAAUUCUCUUUCUGGUUCUAUACCCCCAGUAUUCGGCACCGACGUCCAAACGCUAUACCUGGACCACAAUACCUUCGGUGGACCCAUUCCACCACACUUGGCACUGCCCAACCUCGUUGAGCU